GUUUUGUACUCAGGCAUAGUCUGGGUUGGCAGAAAGGUGUGACCCGAAUCAACCAAGAUGCCCAGGGGACAGCAUUACUUUGAUGACAACUUUGGUCAAGGGAAAGGAUACACCUCUCUUUCCGCAGAAGAGGCUGCAGGAAUUGGAAUUCUUGUUGUGGUUCUUGCAGCUUUACUGAUCAUUGGCUGUUGGUAUUACACAAGACGCAGUGGUUAUACAAGCCUUCUGAGUAAGAAUUUUAGAGUGGCUGGCAUGAAGACCUUCGAAGACAAGAGUGCCUUACUGGGCUCCAAAGUGCCCCUGCAGGAGUACAGCACCAAUGGUGGCUACAUGGUGCCUGAUGCUCCACCAGCCUAUGACAAAGUCUCCGCAAGCUCAUUGCCUCCACCGUAUGUGCCAUGAAGCAAGAAAAAAAUUAAAUGGAGUGCUUGCUUAAUUACAUGUACUAGCUUUAAUUUCUAGCAGUACCUGAAGGAAAAAAUGCAUGCUAUUAUGAAUAGUUCCAGAGGCCAUAGCUGUUUAAAAAUAUUCAGCAGUUCCCUGUUGCUUGAGUUGCCCAAGAUGCUACAGCCUUUUAUUUCCUUGCCUGGAGUCACCAUCAUAAUGUGCCAUUGAGAUUUUUACUUCUGGAGAC
Varanus komodoensis (Komodo dragon) is the source of this 634-nucleotide messenger RNA. RefSeq names its product melan-A (gene MLANA). The transcript has 5 exons. Lineage: Eukaryota; Metazoa; Chordata; Lepidosauria; Squamata; Varanidae. The record is from RefSeq and is a predicted model, not a curated record. Gene Ontology annotation, cellular component: trans-Golgi network; endoplasmic reticulum membrane; melanosome. Bases 58 to 402 code for a protein of 114 amino acids.